AUGACUGACAUUGAUACAGUAAAGGACUUUUUGCGAUCGCCUGGCAAAAUUGAUCAUGCUGACUUAAUCAAUGCUUUGGAGCUCAUGAAUUUAUCGCUUGACGGGCUCAAGCUAUUCUUGCAGCCAUACCAAUUUCCAGAGUUUUUCGCGCUUUUUGGAACUUAUGAAGACGCGGUUACUUCGGCUGCCUGUAAAGUUCUCAAUAAACUUUUGCAGCCCAUGAGCUAUGUUGAUAUUAAUUCAUCGGGACUUCAGGAAUAUUUGAUCCUAGGUUUGCAGCAUGAAUUUCCCGAAGUUCGAAUUCUGACGCUAAAUCAAAUUGAAAAAUGUCAGUAUUCAGAAGAAGCGAUUCAAGAUUUGGUUAAAUCGCCUCUAUUUCCUGUUAUGUUGGAGUGUUUGGGGUCUGACGAUAUACCGACAUCAACUAGGAUAUUGGAAAUUCUUGUCAAAAUUAUUACGGCUAGUUCUUAUUCUUUACAGGCUUUCUUCGAUCCUGAAUCAAUAGCCGUUCUAGAUAAACUUUCCAAAGGUGACGGAGUUGUAAAAUUUCGUGUGUUUGAUCUGAUUGCUCGGAUCUCACUAUCUUCACCAGAAGCAUUUCAAUUAUGCGAAUCAUCUGGUUCCCUCGAAGCGAUAACAUCUGAAUUAAAAUCUGAUGAUUUAUUGAUAAAAUUAAAUGCAAUAGAGACUCUAUCAAAGAUUAUUCAAAGUCAAAUUGGUUAUUCCUUUUUUGAAAAGGCUGGAAUUCUACAAUUCCUUAUUGAUAUUUUAUCAAAGGAUGACGAUCUAGACAUUACGCUAGUUUUAGUGAAAUGUGCUGUACUCAAAUUUUUUGGGAAAUUAUGUGAAGUAGAGGAGAUAGAAUUCUCUGAAGUGGAAGGUAAAUUCAAAAUUUUGAGGCAAAUUGAUGCACACUUGUUGAGUGAUAAUAUGGAUCUCAAAAUUACUUCAAUCCAUAUUAUUGGAGUGAUAGGCCAUAAAGAACGAGGUCUGAAGCUCUUGUACUCGAGUGCGUCACCUAAUUUGCUAGGAGAUUUUAUGGAUCUUUAUCACAGUUCGUCAAGUGAUGUGAAGUUGGCAUGUUUACAGACAAUAUCGUGCUUACUAGGCGUAAGUGAAAGACCGACUCAAGAACUGUCUGAUAUUUCUGAGCAAAUCUAUCGCCAAAUGGGAGGUAACCCAACACCCAUCAUGUCUUUAGUCUCAAAUGUUAAACAUGGAAUUGAAGAAUUACGUAUGUGCAGUUUUGCAAUUUUACAAAAAGUGGCUUUGCAUCCAUGGGGUAAAACUGAAAUGACAAACAGUCACGAAUUCAUUGAUUAUAUAAUUGAUCGUUCUACUGAGUCCACUUACAAGGGAAAGGAAUGGAAAUUUGCCAUUAUUCAAACGUUGUACGAAUCACCGGAUGCUGAAACUCUUAUUGCACCUAACAUUCUGGAAAAGUUUAGGCAAUAUUUACAUGAGGGUCCUUUCUACGUAAAGAGUAAAACUGCUGUUGCAUUAGGAAAUGCAUAA
Dentiscutata erythropus is the source of this 1515-nucleotide messenger RNA. Lineage: Eukaryota; Fungi; Glomeromycota; Glomeromycetes; Diversisporales; Gigasporaceae. The record is from the annotation of a GenBank genome assembly.